This is a messenger RNA of Orbicella faveolata, 1364 nucleotides long. RefSeq names its product 52 kDa repressor of the inhibitor of the protein kinase-like. Lineage: Eukaryota; Metazoa; Cnidaria; Anthozoa; Scleractinia; Merulinidae. The record is from RefSeq and is a predicted model, not a curated record.
GUAAACAGCUCCAUGAAUGCUCCUAUCUCUGAGACUUCACAAAAAAAAAACUCUUGCAUGCCUUGCAUGCCUAUGUUGUGUAAAAGGAAUACCUCUGUCACCAAUUGAUGUUAGAUUUAUUGUGGAUAGGUGCAAAAAUCUACAACUCAUGGAAAUGUCUCACGGCACCGAUGAAAGAGAUGACGAAUGCCGUCUUCUGGCGUCAGAAUGUGAUGUUUCCUUAUUUAUAUACUAGAAGAGUUAUUAAAAGACGUUGUAAGCUGCUUUGUAAUUCCAUAAUUGAGUUAUUUUACAUGUAUUAAAAAAUUGCACUAAAUAAUAUUAUUGUUAUAUGUUUGAAUGUUAUUAUGAAACCGAUUUGUCAAGUGCAAUAUUUAAAUGAUUAAAUCACUUAGUCAACUUGGCAUAAAUUGUAAAAGCCUCUUGGUCUAUUUCUUUCAGCCACUACAAUGGAUACUGAUAGCAGCAUACCGUUGGAGAAUUUUACCAAACACGUGAACGAUUUGGGAUUGUACUAUAACAUAGCACAAUCACUAUCUGAUGGCCGAAAGCUAGCACUUCUAAAAAAUUCUUGGACACCAUCUAGAAGCUACAAUUUCCCUAAAACCCAUUUUUAUGGAAAGAACAGAGCAUUUUGUUUUGAGUGGCUUACUCAGUUUCCGUGGCUGGUCUACUCUGCGUCUCGGGAUGGAGCAUUUUGCUGCUUUUGUGUUUUGUUUGGACACCUGACAGGAAAGAACAGUGACUGCCUUGACAGACUAUAUAAGAGUCCUUUAAAGAACUGGGUAUCCACAAGCAAGAAGUUCAAGGAACACCAGCUUAAUUCUGAAUUUCACAAGGCAGCAGUUGGUUUUGCUGAAGAUUUCGUUCGGUUACAGAAAGGGAAAAUGCCCUCUAUCUCACAGCAGCUCAUUGAUAUUUAUCGUAACACCGUCAAACUUAAGAGACAGAAGUUACAAUCUAUCAUAAAAACUGUUGUGCUUUGUGGUAAACAGAACAUAGCAUUACAAGGCCACCACGAUGACUCGUCACGCAUAGACGAAGCUUCAGGCAACCCAGGAAACUUUCAAGCACUGCUGAAUUUCAGAGUGGAAGCUGGCGAUAAAGUGCUAGCAAAUCAUUUUGCCAACGGCCCAAGAAAUGCAACAUACCACUCUAAGACAAUCCAAAAUGAAAUCUUAGAAGUGUUAGGCACUUACAUCCAAGACAAGAUCGUUGCAGGGAUCAAUGAGGCAGGUGCAUUUUCCCUACUGGCAGAUGAGGCAAGUGACAGCAGUAACAAGGAACAACUACCACUCGUUCUAAGGUUUGUCGACAAAGAAAGAAAUGUCAGAGAAGAAUUUGUUGGGUUCUAGGAGUAUGAA